AAAUACAGAAUCUGGUUGUCGAACCGGUGUCGUGCAUUCGUUGAACCGUAUCUUCAGGACCUAUAUAAAACAGAGUCGCGGUCAAGACCCUGCCGUUUAGUCGAGUGCGAGCUACGAAUGAAGAUGUUUAAUUUCGCGAUACUUUGUCUCUGUAUCUACGGAGCGACAUGUUCCCCGACGGUUUUAUACUCCAAGCCAACGGUAAACGCCGACGAGGUUGGAGAAUCUGCAGUACCGGAUGUUGGGAUUAUUGCUGACAAAAUGUCUGAUUCAGAACGUGAAUUAUCAACGCGAAUAGAAGUACCGGGAGCUAAUAAUACUGCUGAGAAGAUACAAGUUUAUCCGCAGUAUCUGCCAGGCACGGAAAAUCUUGCAGAAAAAGCAAUACCGGAAGCUGUGAUACGACAAAUUGGACACCCUUUUACAUACCGCCAACAGUAACUUAAACUUGAGUAGAAUAUAAACUGUAUUAGUUAUUAAAGGAUUGAUCGAUCGGAUUUAUCUAAAAGAUUUAGUACGACUGUAUGAUUAGGAAGUAUAGAAUACCUUUCAAUGGUGACUAAUAGGUUUAAAUAAAAGUAUAACUCCAAUAAGAUGUUGAUUUACGUCUUGAAAAAUGUGUAUGAAUACUAUUUUGUAGAAUGUAAUGUCAGCGAAUAAACUAAUUAUAAAUGUAUCCAAUAAACAAACAAUAAUGAAAAA
This is a messenger RNA of Microplitis mediator, 702 nucleotides long. RefSeq lists its product as uncharacterized. The coding region runs from base 118 to 441 and encodes 107 amino acids. The record is from RefSeq and is a predicted model, not a curated record. Lineage: Eukaryota; Metazoa; Arthropoda; Insecta; Hymenoptera; Braconidae. The transcript has 2 exons.